GGGGGAGGGUGCCGGAAGGGACCGUGCCGGUGACGGAAGGCGGGAGGUGGCGCGGCGGCCGGCGGUUCUAGCAGUUUCCACGGGCGGUCGGUGCGGAGGCGGCGGUCCCGGUCCCGAUGGCCAAGUGGGGGGAGGGAGACCCGCGCUGGAUCGUCGAGCAGCGGGCGGACGCCACCAACGUCAACAACUGGCACUGGACGGAGCGGGAUGCCUCCAACUGGUCCACAGAGCGGCUGAAGACUCUCCUCCUGCCUGUCAGGGUGGAGGGGGAGGAAGGGGCUUGUGAGGUGACAGAAGUGAGCAAACUGGACGGAGAGGCCUCCAUUAACAACCGCAAAGGGAAACUUAUCUUCUUCUAUGAGUGGGCUAUCAAGCUGGCGUGGACUGGCACCUCAAAGACAGGAGUGAAAUACAAAGGUUAUGUGGAGAUUCCUAAUCUCUCAGACGAAAAUGACAUCGAUGAAGUUGAGAUCCAUGUCAGCCUUGCUAAAGAUGAGCCUGACACUGACUUGAAGACCCUGAUGAAGCAAGAGGGUGCAAAAAAAAUUAGAGAUGCGAUGAAAACUUACAUCAGCACUCUCAAAACAGAAUUCACCCAGGGCAUGAUUUUGCCCACAGUGAAUGGUGAACAUAUGGAAACAACACCUCAGGUGGCUCCUAAAGCAGAAGACCGCAAGACGGCCGCCAGCAGCAGUACUGCCACAUCUCAGUCUAAAUCCAUAGGGGUCAAGAUCCCUACAUGUAAGAUCAGCUUGAAGGACACCUUCUUAACAUCUCCUGAGGAGCUCUACCGGGUAUUCGUUACUCAGGAGAUGGUCCAAGCUUUCACCCAUGCACAAGCUGCCUUGGAGGCUGAUAAAGGAGGCAAGUUUCAGUUGCUGGAUGGCAGUGUCACAGGAGAGUUUGUUGACCUAGUCCCUGAGAAGCAACUUGUUAUGAAAUGGAGAUUUAAAUCAUGGCCAGCUGGGCACUUUGCAACAAUUACCUUGAACUUCACUGACAAAGGUGGCGAGACGGAGGUGUGCUUGGAAGGCAAGGGCAUUCCUGCCAGUGAGGAGGAAAGAACAAAGCAAGGCUGGCAGCGCUACUACUUUGAGGGCAUUAAACAGACAUUUGGCUAUGGUGCCCGCUUGUUUUAAUACCUGUUGUUGGGAAGGCUCUGCCUGAAGACUCUGCCACGUGGACUGAUAAAUUUCUCACCUGUCCCUUUCUAAUCUUGGCCCUGCUGCUGAGUAAAGUGGGAUGACAGGUGAUGAGGAGGGCCAUUGAGCAGCACCACUUUCAGUCCCUCACUGCUUUGUGCAUGUCUCAUGCUGCAGGGGAUUCUCUUACAUGUACAUACUUCUAUUGCUAAAUAAACCUAACUUAAAAAAAACACCAUGGAACUUGUGUCCUCAGAUUGGGCUUGAGUUCAAAGGGUCGGUUGAUAGGCUGAGGGAGGGAUCUGUCUGGAUAAACACCCUUCAGUGAGGAGUGCUGAUCCCAAUGUGAUUUACUCCUCACUUCUGGAGGAGUAGAGAGCAUGAGCUUGAUGCAGUUUUUAGUUUGAGCAGCUGCUCAUUUUCUCUCUGCUUUUGAUCUGCCGCUGGGAAAUGUUUUAAACCCUUCCCAUUUCAGAAGGGAUCUAAGUUCCUCUCCAAGCUAUAUCUCUCCUCCCUUACACGUUACCUUUAACACAAUCCUUUCUUACACUUAUACUAGCUUGCUCUACAAGAAUGCAAAUCAUUUGGUAACCUGAAUGUUCCAAGACAAUCGGCAAACCAGUGCUAGGGAAACUCCUGCCUCUGAAAUGGUUCUAGCAGGUUGUGGGGCCCAGGGUCAGCUACCUCCAGGAGCUUCAGGCCAAAGCAAACUAGACUUUCAGUGGAGGUGGGAUUUAUUCCUGUAAAACAAACAAGGUACUGUACUUCUGACUGACCCCACUUCAGCUGUUGCUUUGGUGAGGAAGGGAAAACCACGUGCUUGUUCUCUCCUGCUAACACAGUUCCCUGAGAUGCCUUCUAAAGCAAUAAACUUGUUUAUAGGUAUCCUGGUUUUGGCUGGGAUAGAGCUAAUUUUUUUUUUUUCCCUCCCUUCUUAGU
Messenger RNA from Tyto alba (common barn owl), 2081 nucleotides. It is a transcript of the gene AHSA1, whose product is annotated as activator of HSP90 ATPase activity 1. Gene Ontology annotation, biological process: positive regulation of ATP-dependent activity; protein folding. Lineage: Eukaryota; Metazoa; Chordata; Aves; Strigiformes; Tytonidae. Gene Ontology annotation, cellular component: cytosol. Bases 117 to 1139 code for a protein of 340 amino acids. The record is from RefSeq and is a predicted model, not a curated record. The transcript is spliced from 9 exons. Gene Ontology annotation, molecular function: ATPase activator activity; protein-folding chaperone binding.